Messenger RNA from Planococcus citri (citrus mealybug), 3935 nucleotides. RefSeq lists its product as uncharacterized. The transcript is spliced from 7 exons. NCBI's taxonomy places the organism in Eukaryota, Metazoa, Arthropoda, Insecta, Hemiptera, Pseudococcidae. The coding region runs from base 915 to 1916 and encodes 333 amino acids. The record is from RefSeq and is a predicted model, not a curated record.
AAUAUUAUAGUUUUAUGUUUUGAAUUCUAGUUUUUCAAAAGCUUUUUCUCUCGCAUGUAUGUCGCAUUUCUCGGAUCAAUUUUCUCCUCGUUCAGGGAUAAAAAAUUACUGUAGUCAACACAUUACGUAUUUUUUUUCAUCCAAAUACGUUUUUCACAAUUUUUACCGUUAAAUUAUUGAAAAAAAUCCCAAAGAUGAUCAUGGUACGAGUAGGUUAGUUUGAACGCUACAAUUAUUUAUGAAUAUGAAAUUGAUCGAAAUUUUGAAGCAUUGUUGAUGGCAUGUAAUUAAUAUUAACUUAUUAUAGAAUCGAUAUUAAAAAUUUCUGGAUUUUAUUUUUUUAAAAAUUCAUAAAUAUUAAAGCACUUAAAACACAAACCACACUUUUUUUUUUAAUACCUCGUACCUAAAUGAAUACAUAAUAAUAAGACUCUCUGAUUCAAUGACCAUAAGUACAGAUACUACAAAUUUUAAAGUAUGGAUACUGUUAGUCUGACAAAAUAAAAAGAAUCAAUAAAUUAAAUUGAAUAACUUUACAAAUUAAGUCAUCCUUUGAAAUUUAAAUAAAUUUCAAUUUGAAUUGAAAUAUGGUAAUGAGCGCCCUCACCGCUAUUGUGUUGAUCAAUUGAAAUGUGACGAACGUGACAUAUCGUUGGCUGUCUGUAUGCUACUCAAAACGCGUGAAAAGGCCACCUACAGCGUGAAUGAUAAAAAAUUGUCUUCGCAGAAGUACGGAAGCCAACAAAAAUGGUUUUUUAAUUUUAGAUCGAUAUAUUCGAUUGAAUUGAAGUGAAUUUUUGCGGUUGUGCAUAUGGUGUUUAGGUGUUUAAUGUGUGAUUCCAGAUUAUCCAGAAUUCCAGAUUUUAUCGGGUCAGACGUAAUUAACAUUGUUACAAGGUACAUAUUUUUUGAGCAUGGCGGCAUCAUUUAAAAUUGUAUCAACAAAAAACGUUGACAGCGGAAUCGUGGAGAUAUGUACGGUUCCAACAUGUUGGUUCAUCGAAGGUGAAAAGAAGUUUUAUUACCCACCUCCGAAACACGCUACAGUAAAAAGGAUUUCAUCUGGAAAAGAACCUAAUACAAAAUGGCCUGUGUAUUCGGUUGAAAAUAUUCAUCAUGUCUUGGACGAUUAUGAUAAAUGCAAGCCGCUCGAAGAACAGCUUCUCCAAUCCAGUUCGGCUUCAUUAAUUGCACCCCGUAGGGACGAAGUUCAUGAAAAAUCCGAUAAAGAUAAGGAAAAAUCCGAUAAAGAUAAGGAAAAAUCCCAUAAAGAUGACGAAAAAUCCGAUAAAUAUGACGACGAAAGCAGCGACAUAACAUCAGACACGGACAAAAGUGAUGAUACGACUCAUCCCACUCCUGAAAAUAAAAGAAAACGCGUGAAACGAUUUGUGGUGAAACCAAAACGAAUGAAAUACUUGGAAGAAGAUAUCAUCGAUAUCAAAAAUCGGCUUUUCUUAAUUGAGAAAUCUAAUAGAAGUCAACAAGAUGAUAUAAAAGAAAUUAAAAACCUCGUCAUCGAUUUGGCCCGUUCUUCUAAAAGACAUAUGGACUUCGAUAGCUUUCCACUUGAAUGCAUGGAUGAUUUUAUGCAAAUGGAAGAAAAACUGAAGGAUGUCGAUUAUUUCGAAUCGAUGAAAACUUAUCUGACGGAUUUCGGAGGGAAAAGCCUGAAGGAAACAGUACCAGUCAUAAUGAAGGCGGUCCUGACCCCAGGCAUCGUUCGCAACAAAAUAAACUUUACCGGUCAAAACAACAAAUUAACAUUUUGUAAAUCCAGUAUUUACAAAGUUAUUGAAAAAGUUUUGAGUGAAAAACAUGGUAAAAACGAAGCGGCGGACAUACCUGCCAGAAUUUCGAAGUGGUUACGGUAUACGCAUGAUAAUUGUAAAGAGAAGAAUAACGAAGAUGCGUAAGUCCAAAAAUCGAAGGUAUAUAGGACCGUAAUUCAAAAUUUUUACGGUUAAGAUGGCUCGGAGGUCUCAAAUCUUCAAGUUGUUUGAAAUUAUAAUUUAGAUUUAUCGUUUCGUGUAUUUUUAGAUUUUUAUAAUUACAGAUUUUUUAGAUCUUAUUCUAGAACUGUUUAGUUAAAUUCAAAAUUUAAUAAUUGAGAGGCGUUUCGCGAUAUGGGUCCUUGUGGUGAUUCGAUGUUUUUUUUUAUUGACGAUUCCAACUUACUUUUUCACGAGAAAUCGAAUGGUGUAAUCAGAUUUCGCCUAUCUCAUCAACUUCUCGUUUUAAAAAUUACUUUAACAUGAAUACUCAAAAACUCACAUUUUUGGGAAAUCAAAAAACAUAGUUUUUGUUUGUUUUUGAUUUUUUUUUUUUAAAAAAAGGUCGAUGGAAAAAUCAUUUUAUUGUUGUUACCUAUGUAAAAUUUCAUGGCUAAUCCGAAUUUCUCAGUAUUUUUUUGCGGAGUAGUCUGUAACGUUGUGUAAAUUUGGCUGUUCACCACAAGGUCUCUUUUCUAAAUCACUGAUAUCAGGCGAUGAUGAACGAAUUUCUUCAAAAUUUCCCAUCCAACCUAUGCGCAGGACAACACUGCACCCAAAAAUAAAAAAAAAUAAAAAAAAAUCGAAGCAAUUCGAUGUUUUUUCUCUCCUGAAAAAAAAAACGAAAUAUCACCACAAGGGCCCUUAUCGCAAAACCCCUCUCAAUUUUUUUCAAGAAACAAUAAUUCUUUAUCAUCUCUUUUCAUUAAAAUACUCUUAUCAUUUAAGAUCAAGUAUGAUGCAACUAUAGUCUGGUAAUUAGUGGCCAAGGUAGCCUUACAUAAAGGGAAAUGAGAAUGGUACAUACUCAAACAAAAAGGUUCAUUUUUUUCUGGUUAAUGAUCAACUGAUUCAACUGAAGUGGAUAAAACUUGAUCACAUUUUGCAACAAGUUAAGAGAGACUUUGUUCUCAAAAAAUUUGCUGGACACCAGUUGAUGUGUGCACAGGGUUUGAUAUGAAAGCCAGUUGUGAUUUAUGGUACUGUGUAGUUUGUCAGAACACCGUCAUAUUUUACAAACUCGUGUGAACGAUUGCACUGUUUAUCUCGAUCAUUUUUCAACUGAUUCAACUGAAGUGGAUAAAACUUGAUCACAUUUUGCAACAAGUUAAGAGAGACUACGUUCUAAAAAAAUUUGUUGGACACCUGUUGAUGUGUGCACAGGGUUUGAUAUCAAAGCCAGUUGUGUUUUAUGGUACUGUGUAGUUUGUCAGAACACCAUUACCCAUUCAUAUUUUACAAACUCGUGUGAACGAUUGAGAAAAUUUAUGGAAUAAUUUUCUACAAAUUUCUGCGUUGUAAGGCACGCUCAUAUUAAUGAGAAUCGCUUAUUUAGGUAUAGUUGAUGACUGUAGUUGAUGUCAGAGUAAUACUGAGGGAAACUGUACUAAUAAAACCUUCGAUAACAGUUUAUUGCUACGAUAUCUUCAUGCAUUUCACUUUAUCAUGAAGAAAUGUUCGAAAGAAUGAUUCAAAAAUUUUCUGAUAAUUUAUAAUAGCUACAUACGUUGACAAAUUCACUAUAUUUUGGUAAAUUCGAAAAUUUAUUUAAUUCAAUAUUUUCUCAUUAAAGAAAUUUGCAUCUUUAUUUCUUUUUAAAAAAUAUGUUGAUAGUUGUAAGGCUACCUGACCUGCUAUGCACAACUCGUUGUUGAAUUCACUUUUUUUUCACUUGUAAACUAUGUAUAAAUUGCAAUUAUGUAUUUACAGUUGGCAUUUUUUGACUUGUUGAAGACGUUGUCACCCUACACACAUUUGUGUUACAUAAUAUGCGAAUGUUCUUAUUUUAAUUUGUCAUUUAAAACUUUUUUGACAAUCUCUUGGAGAAAUUUUGUAAUGUAAUUAAUUAUGGUUUGCAUUUAUUUUAUUUUAAUCUAAGUUUGAAGGCUAAACUACACAUUUACUGUGCAUCAUUGAGUUUAUUACACUGUUUUUUUACUGUGA